This is a messenger RNA of Colossoma macropomum (tambaqui), 5652 nucleotides long. RefSeq names its product DENN/MADD domain containing 3b (gene dennd3b). Gene Ontology annotation, cellular component: cytoplasmic vesicle. Bases 533 to 4579 code for a protein of 1348 amino acids. The transcript has 26 exons. Gene Ontology annotation, biological process: regulation of Rab protein signal transduction. The record is from RefSeq and is a predicted model, not a curated record. Lineage: Eukaryota; Metazoa; Chordata; Actinopteri; Characiformes; Serrasalmidae. Gene Ontology annotation, molecular function: protein binding.
AAUCGGGUGUUCCGUCGAGAUGGACAGUUCAAAAAAGUAGAUUCGGUGAUCUGAAUCAAACUUCCCAUUAUUACGGACAGUUCGAAAGAAUCGGCUUGGUACAAUGAAUUGAGUUUUCCGUCGAGCUGGACAGUUCAAAAGAGUCAAUCGGGAGGCCAAGUUCGGAAGAAUCGGCUCGGUACAAUGAAUCGAUUUUUCCGUCUAGCUGGACAGUUCAAAAGAGUCAAUCGGGAGGCCAAGUUCGGAAGAAUCGGCUCGGUACAAUGAAUCGAGUUUUCCGCUGAGACGGACAGUUCGAAAGAGUCAAUUCGGUAAACUUCCCAUUAAAACGGACACUUCGAAAGAAUCGACCUUACCAUCGCUGCAGUUGGCCGGCGGCAGCAGUCAAGUGUCCUCAAAAACUCCACUGCGAGAAUGGCAAUAUCCAUCUGCAGCGCAGCCAAGAUGGAAAUCACUAAGUCUUAAUGAAACUACAAAGGAGAGCUACAAGUUUGUUGGAUCUUACGUAGAGGAGACAUUGUACUGAGCCUCAAUGGCAGAACAUAUAGCCUCUGGUUUACUGGAAGCAUGUGUUGUUGUUGGAGCCUCAAAUGACAAGCUGAAGGAGCUGUAUGAGUCUCUGCAGCAGGAGAAUGGGGUUCCUCUACCUCUGCUCGACCCGGAGGUCUUGCAGGUCCACGCGCCUCCAUUUGUGACGAAGGAGAACAUGACUGAGCCUGGCAUAGGACACUUCAGCCGGGGCCAGAGGAGACGCUCUUUCAUCAAGAAGAAGAGCAACAGGCCAGGGGUUGCCCCUGGAAACACAAAAUCGAGUGAGGGCUCUACAGGGGACGUAUCUGUGCCCAAAGAUCUGGACCUGGUGGCCCUGCCUCAGCUAUGCUUUCCAGCCUCUCCCUCUCAGGAAAUGAGGAAAAGAUGCAAGGACAAGAUGCAGGUUCAAAGGAAACCACACCAAACGUGUUUACCAAGAGGACUUCAGGUAUCCAAGCAGCUGAAGGACGAUCAUUUCCACUUUCUGGUCUUCACUGACGUCUUUGGAAACCAGACGCAUGGAGUGGUUGUUCACUAUUACAGACUUAUACAGAUAAAUCAGCUAUUUCAGGAGGGGGCGCAGCACCAGAAUGGCCAUGUCCACAAACAUCCUCAAUUUUAUGCACCUUAUGGAGUUUGCAUUAUAUCUAAGCACCCCUACUAUACUGCUUUGAAGGACUGCCUGUCAUGCCUACUGGGGCAGCUGAAAACCUGCCGGAUGGCAGACUUGGACGAGCGAGUGAAAGAGUUUUCAGCCAAACUGGCUUUGGUGCCCAUUCCUCCCCCUGGACCACUGCAUGUGAUGUUCACCUUACGACCCCUGACAAUUGUGCUUCCGUCAAGAGAGGAUAAAGAUCGUCCUGUCAUUGACCUGGACCUGCACCUCCCAUUCCUGUGCUUCACUCCCAGAGUACUGCUGCAGAUAAUUACCAGUAUCCUGACGGAGCAGCGGCUGGUUUUCUUCUCUUCUAACUGGGCCAGGCUGACACUGAUGGCAGAGUGCUUCAUGCUGUAUAUCCACCCUCUGCGCUGGCAGCACCCUCUGGUGCCCACCCUCUCCCGCCAGAUGCUGGACUUCCUCAUGGCACCCACUGCUUUCCUCAUGGGCUGCCAUCUCAACCACUACCAAGAGGUUGCUACGGAGACAGAUGACUUGAUUUUGAUCAAUGUUGAUGAAGGGACCAUCUCCUCAGACCAUGCUGACAUACCAGAAGCUCCACGUGCAGCUGCUGAAUGUUUUAAGAGACGACGAAAUGGCCUUCAUUUACACUAUGAUGUAGAGGCAGUUCACCAGGGUGCCUGCAUGGAUAUUAAUGAUCUGCGCAUGCGGAGGAGAAGGUGGCAGGAGAACCUCAACUGGGAGAUACAGAAGGUCACUCUGGAGUUCAUUGUGAAUAUCUUCAGGGACGUCAGUGAUCACCUCAAUUAUGAACACAGGGUCUUCAACACUGAGGAGUUCCUAAAGACCAGAGAACCUGUGGACCAGCAAUUUUAUAAAAAGGUUUUGGAAUCGCACAUUUUUCAUUCCUUCUUGAAAGAUCGUUUAAGCAGAAAGACAGAUGCCUUCACACGGAUGGAGCUGAGCACCCGAACAGAGGCCCAAAAAAUGAAAGCUGGAGUUGAGAACCCUCGGAGGCCCACCAUGCAGGAGAUGGCGCGGAAAUACAACUGCCCAGAGAACCGCCUGAGUAAGAGGCUAGGCACGAGUCUACCCAAUCUGGGGGAGGAGAAACACCUGAGCAUCCCCAGACACGCCUCAGUCACCAAAGCCAAAGCCAUUCCUGACAUCUCUCUAGAUAUCCCAGCCAAGCAGAUUAAAAUCUUUAAGCUGCCAGAGUUCCCUCCACCUUUGGUGUAUCAGUAUGUCCACCACUACUAUGGAGAGGUGACCCACCAGUUAGGGAAAGCCAUGGCCUCUCUCCCUACUGGUGACUCUUCUCUGCUAGCCAGAUAUUACUACCUCCGUGGUCUUGUCAAUACCUUGAAUUCCAAACGUUUGGAGGCCCUCAGCGAUUUUCAGAACCUGUACAAAACGGACGUUGAGCUGUUCCCUGGGGAGCUGGUCCGGACGUUGGUGGACUCUUUGCAGAAGGAGGAGAGGGCUCAGGCAGAGAGGCGUUCUGAACUCAGGCGGCUGCUCUGUAAGCUGAAGAGCGAUGAGAAGAGUGAGCUGGUGACAGAUGACCAUGUGAAGAAGUUUCAGCUUCCCAAAAUCUCCAUGCAUCUGGAGGAGUUUGUGACAUGCAUUCAGGAGUCAGGCAUUGUCAGAGAUAUGGCCACCAUCCACAGACUGUUCGAGGCUCUCACUGAUGGUCAGCAGAAGGUGGUAGAUCCAGAGCUGUUUCGGGUUUUUUACACAUUCUGGAGGGAGACAGAGGCAGAGGCCCAAGAUGUUCACCUGCCCUCUGAGGUCAUCGAGCAUCUGGAUAAUAAUGAGUGUGUGUACAAACUGUCCAGCUCUGUUAAGACCAAUCAUGGUGUUGGGAAGAUUGCUAUGACACAGAAGAGGCUCUUUUUGUUGACCGAGGGCAGGCCAGGAUAUGUUGAAAUCACCAAGUUCAGAGACAUUGAGGAGGUGAAGAUCUCUGCUGCUUCGUUCCUGCUGCUGAGAAUUCCCUCUCUGAAGAUCAAGAGCAGUCUGAGGAAGGAGGUUUUCGAGGCCAAUCUGAAGUCUGAGUGUGACCUUUGGAGCCUGAUGGUCAAAGAGAUGUGGGCAGGCAGGAGAAUGGCUGAUGACCACAAGCACAGGAGGUGUGUAGACAUGGAAAAAUACGGGACGUUUCCAUUACCACAUGAGGGUCACUGGAGCAUUCCAUUAGUUAUUUUCCAGUGUAAAACCUUCGCCAAAGAUACACACACCCUGCUGCUUCCUCAUGACCCUGCCAACUGUCCUUCUGUGGAAAAUGAUCCUCAGCACAUGCAGCAGGCUUUGGCUAAUGUUCUUCUCAUGGACGCUGUUGUGGGCUGUCUACAGUCACCAAAGGCCACAGUAGCUGCCUCCAAAUUGGCUUACUAUGAUAAGAUGAAGAAGGAGGUGCCUAUGAUGGUACCUAAAACCACAGUGGAGGCUCUGAAGCACAGGAUAAACCCGUCUCUGUGCAUGACCACACCACAGACUGUAGAUGUCCUGCUGUACACUCCAGGCCAGUUACUUUUGUCAGACUGUGACCUGGACGGGACUCCUAAGCUUUGGUGUGCUCUUAGACAUGGGACAGUUGUGGUGUUUGAUGCUGCUAGCUGGUCCAUGCAGCAGAACUGCAUCCAAGUAGGAACUAAACAACUGAAUUGCAUGCUGGGAUUGGACCAGGAGCAGGUGUGGAUUGGCUCUCAGGAUUCUGUGAUUUACAUCAUCAACACCCGCAGCAUGUCUUGUCAUAAGCAGCUGACUGAGCAUCGAGCUGAGGUCAUGGACUUUGCUCUGGAAGAGAAGAGCAGCAAGUACAGCCACACUCAGGUGUACUCGUGUAGCGCUGACGGCUUUGUGAUUGUUUGGGAUGUUCUCACUCUGAAGGUGAAGAAACAGUUUCAUUUGGAUUGUGAAGGACUGCAGUUUCUAAAGCUUUAUAAUGGAACAUUAUGGUGUGGUGCCAGAGACUGUAUCAUGGAAGUGAGGAAGAGCGGAGCGCUUCAUCGUAAGCUCUCUCUACCCGAGGCUGUGAUGAGCACAAACACUACUUUCAGCAGCUUCCUGCUUCUAGUAGAGGCAGGGGAGAUCUGGACCAGCUUCUCAGAUUCAGGGGAGCUGUGUGUGUGGGCCUUAACAGACCUGACUGCGCCAUCCAACAGGAUCAUACUCCCAGAAUGCACUGGAGUCACAUGCAUGAUAAAGGUCAAGGACCAGAUCUGGGUGGGCUGUCAUGGCAGUAGUCCCAUGCCGAGCAGCGUGAGCGGGAAGAUUUUCGUGUUGGACUCGGAGAGCUGCAAUGUGCGGAAGGAGCUGCAGGCUCACACAGACAGCGUUCAAGCUCUGUGCUCUGCCGAGAACCGCUAUGUAUUCAGUGGCUCUGCUAAACAUGAUGGCAAGAUUGCCAUCUGGAAAGUAGAGUAGAGAAAUGAGACCUAGGUCAGCCUUGGAUGAAAAAAAACAAACAAUACAAAAUAGUCUUAAUGGCUUUGCAGCGAAACAUUCAACAGUCAGUUUUUCCCUGCCUGGUAGACAGAGGCACAUUUGGCAUGCCUCAGUAGAAAGAAACAGGCCAUGAAGUCAGGGCUCAAACCCUGAGCAAAUGACAGAGGAGGAUCCAAUCCACAGCCCAACACAAUAAAGCACGAAAAGCACAAUAACACAAUGUUUAAAUAAUCUUAAACAUCUUAAAACCAACAACGUUAACAACAAAAAAUGUCUUACCAGGAGCAUGGUGCCCCCCCGAGAGACUCUCUGCACUGCCACUUUGCAUGGCUGCGGAUGGUCAUCACCAGUGGCAGGAUGCCACAAUAUUAUGUAAAACCAGAUGUGUUGUACAUAUGUGUUGUAUUAUAAUUGCAGGCAGGGUCAAGAAGUGUUUACCUUAUACAACAAGUCUAUUGUCUAAACCAGUAUCCUCAACAUCCAGAUCAACAUUAGACCAACAAGACCAAAAGUAGCAACCUAAGCAAGGCCAGUAUCACAAAUUUUGCACUAGGUUUGAACAGAGUUUGUGUUUGUGCCUCCCCCUUAGUACUUGGGGAACUGUAGCUGUAUUCAUAAAGCUUUUCAGAGUUGGACUGCUGUUUCUGGAUCUGUAAUGAUCCUUGAAACAUCAUGAAUAGAAUCAGUAUGUUCAGAGAGAAUCUGGUCCAAAUUGGCACUGUGGCUCAUUAUGAAUUCAGGUUGCAUCUCCCUCGCCCAUGCGGAGAGCAGUGAUUGGCUAGACUCGCUGUCGGGUGUGGGAGGCUCUCCAUAACACCAGAGACCCCAGACCAGCACUCAAAUGCUGACAUGUCAAUGGAAGGAAUUUUUGGGAUGUGUUUACUAGACAAUGUAGAUACACAUCUGCAUCUUCCCCCAGUGCAUGCGGUUGUGCAGAUAAUAGCCACACUGUUAUUCAUGUUAAUCUAGAUUUGACAAUUGCAGGGGGAGAAACAGUGGUCUCUUUUUUGGUAUUUGUUGAAAAGUAAAAUAGCUUUUGAAACAGACCAUAU